CCUUGAAACUUGACUGACUAUUGUACCAAAAGUUCAGCAAAGUAUGUUGCCAGAUGCGGAAAUAACAUGUUCAUUGUAUGGAAAUACAGCGCUGCGAAUUUGAACAAAUCCAUUCAGAGGAGUUUCAAUUCAAAGUAAUUCUAAGCAGUAAUGAACGUUAUAUCGAGUAAGUUAUCGUGUUCCAGCAUUUGACAUGUUCAACAAAAUAAUAACCAGCUGACAAUAUUGGGACCCCACUCGUCACAUGAGUCUAUACAUUCAAGAACGUUUUGCAGUACAUGAAGAUGUCAGGACUACUACUGUUCAUCGUUGGAAUACUGUUUAAAGAGUCAUGUGGCCAAGGGACAGUGACAGUUUCUCCGGACGUGACCGCUGACAAUGGCAGUCCAACAACACUUUCCUGCACAUACACCGUGGACAAUAAUUACUUACUCUAUAACCUAGAUUGGACAAGAGGGGAAAGUGUGAGGGACGGUUUCAGAAUUGCUGAUUUUGUAAAAGAUGUCGAUCAGCCAAUCUACUACAGUAACUUCAGCUCAUCGGAGUACACAGCCUCUAGAGAUAAAAUUAAUCGAAUAGCCUCAUUGGCUAUUGCUUCUGUAAGAUUCCAGGAUGACUCUGAACUGUUCUGGUGUAGGAUUCAAGUGUAUACUUCCUCGGGUUCAGUGACACAAAUCAGUGAUUCAAUUGAAGUGAUUGUGACAGUGUCAAGUGGUCAAGUGAUGAUAACAGUAUCUCCAACUUUGAAUGUAGACAGCGGAAGCUCAGCCACACUUUCCUGCAGUUACACCACAGAUGCCAGCUAUGGUUAUCGAUUAUAUUUCGUUUCUUGGUCAAUGGGAGAAACACUUCGUGAUGUUUAUAAGAUAGCUCAGUUCCAGGAAGAAGGUGAUAGUCCAGUAUAUUACAACAACUACAGCCCACCAGAUUACAUAGCAGCAAGAGAUGUAGCGAAUGGGGUAUCCACUUUAGUUAUUGCAUCUGUUGAUUUUUACAAUGACACGGGAUUAUUCUGGUGUCGACUUGUUCUGGCUGAUGGGUACUCAGAAAGUGAACCGAUUGAAGUGAACGUGAUAGUUCCCCCAGGGAGCAUCACAAUAUCUGAUCAUGAGACUGGAACCUAUCCUGGUGGUGGUACAUCAUACCUUGUAGAAGGAGAGUCACGUCAGUACAGAUGUGUGGUACCAGACAUUAAUCCAGGAGCUACCUUUACUUGGACUGUUGGAGGUCGGAGUCUUACAGCAGACAGCAACAAUGACGUCAUUGGUAGUAAUGGAUUAACAACCAGCACAAGUAACACCUCAAUAACAGCUGAAGCAAGAAACGAUGGAGAGAUGUUACAAUGCCAAGCAUCAAACAAGAAUGGACAUGAUGGAGUUUCUACCACUGUAGUGCUGGAUGUCAAAGUGCCCCCGAAGGCUUCAUCGAUGUCGCUUUUCGAUUCCAGCGGACCUCUUGGAAAUCAAGUAGACGUCAUUGAACAAACUGCACACACUUUCACCUGCAGGGUUGAGGGUACCAAACCAGCUGCAACCAUCAAGUGGUAUCUUGAUGACGUAGAGCAAACAGCCGCCACAACAACCCCUGGAGUAGGCACUGGACUGGUGGACACAGAAAGUCACUGGACAUUCACUCCACAGAGGGUCAACCAUAGAAACACCGUCAAGUGUGAGGCAAACACUGUGGAGUCAGUGGGUCAAUUCCCGUUAAUAUCUACUACAUUGAUUGUUAUUGUGUUGGAGCUAUGA
Messenger RNA from Asterias rubens (European starfish), 1748 nucleotides. RefSeq lists its product as uncharacterized. Gene Ontology annotation, cellular component: adherens junction. The record is from RefSeq and is a predicted model, not a curated record. Bases 279 to 1748 code for a protein of 489 amino acids. NCBI's taxonomy places the organism in Eukaryota, Metazoa, Echinodermata, Asteroidea, Forcipulatida, Asteriidae. Gene Ontology annotation, biological process: homophilic cell-cell adhesion; heterophilic cell-cell adhesion. The transcript is spliced from 6 exons.